AUGACACCAAACUCCGGCCAGGACUUCAUCUUCGGCGACUCCACUCCACGCGGCGAGACAGCCGGCCACUCCAUUUCAGGUUCGAGGAACCUAUACUUCCGGCAACGGUUUGGGUGCAAGGAGACGAAGGGGAAGAGGGUGUGGCCUCGAUUUCCCUGUUUAAAAAGGCCUAAGGACAAAAAGGUUCCAUAUAGCUCCUUUCCGGACGAACCAAUGCAAAACAAACCACCAUUGGCAAACCGUGAAGAAGAAAGGAAGAAAGGGCAACCAAAUCAAGAUGAUGUCAAUUACACCAUUGUGAUCGAUUUUAGAAGGUUACCCGAGAAAUAUGUGAUUACUUCUUCUGGAAAGACGACGAGCUGGAAAUAUCACAACCCGGGAAGGCGGUUCUGGAACUGUAGCAACAGUUUGGUCCCACUGUAG
This is a messenger RNA of Lactuca virosa, 423 nucleotides long. The record is from the annotation of a GenBank genome assembly. NCBI's taxonomy places the organism in Eukaryota, Viridiplantae, Streptophyta, Magnoliopsida, Asterales, Asteraceae.